UGAACAGUCAAUCAUCCUCAGGGGGCGCGGACUCGUUGCCCAAGGAAACGUGAAGCUCCCUCAAGAGCGGCGGCCUUUGGGGGAUUCAGUGUCGAGCGGAGCCCCACCCCGAUGAGGGCGGUGCUUGUGCUAGGGCUGCACCAAUCGGCGAGGGCGCCUGGCCUGACGGACAGUCCUCCCACCCAAUCGGAGGCGGAGGAGCCCAUCGAGCCUCUGCCAUCGUCGGUCCGGGCAAGGAGGGCGGUUUGAGGCCUGGCGGGGACACUCGAGCGGGGAAGGAGGCGGAAGAAAGAAAAAUGGGCGCCACUGCUUGUCGCCGAGAAGCUCCCCCAACCGGCGGCCGGCCUGGCCCGUCGGCCGCUCCGCGGUAACCCAAUCGGUGCGGCCCGAAGGCGGGAUAUCCGCCGCCGGUGGUGCUGAGGGCGGGGAGAGUGACUCUUUCCCCACCCAGCUCCGCCCCGCCUCCGGGGCUGCCGGUCGGCCGUCAGGAGUCGAAGGUGCUGCUGCUGGCUGGUGGUGGGGACAUGAAACUCUGGCGUCUGACCAGUCGGGAAUGGUCCAAGGACCAGAGCUACAACAGUAGCAAAACCGGCAUCUCCACGAAUUCGACGGAGCGUUUGGAAAGUGUGAAAGAUUUCUUAGAGAAAGCGAGAGAGGAGUUCUUAGAGAAAUGGGAGUCCCCACCACAGAGCACAGCAUGUCUGGAUGACUUUGAGAGAUCAAAAACGCUGGGCACAGGGUCCUUUGGUAGAGUGAUGUUGGUGAGGCACAAAGUUACUAAGGAACACUAUGCGAUGAAGAUAUUGGACAAACACAAGGUGGUCAAGCUGAAACAAAUCGAGCACACACUCAAUGAAAAAAAGAUUCUUCAGGCUGUCAGGUUCCCUUUUCUGGUGCGGCUGGUAUUCUCGUUCAAGGAUAACACUAAUUUGUAUAUGGUGAUGGAAUAUAUUCAAGGUGGAGAGAUGUUUUCACAUUUAAGGAGAAGCGGAAGGUUCAGUGAACCUCACUCACGAUUUUAUGCAGCGCAGAUUGUCCUCGCGUUCGAGUACCUCCAUUCACUAGACCUUGUCUACAGGGACCUGAAGCCUGAAAACAUACUGAUUGACCAAAAUGGCUACAUCCAGGUGACAGAUUUUGGAUUUGCCAAGAGGGUAAAGGGUAGAACUUGGACACUGUGUGGAACUCCCGAAUACCUGGCUCCUGAGAUCAUUCUCAGCAAGGGCUAUAACAAAGCUGUGGAUUGGUGGGCAUUAGGAGUCCUAAUCUAUGAAAUGUGUGCGGGGUAUCCUCCGUUUUUUGCAGACCAGCCAAUUCAGAUUUACGAAAAAAUAGUCUCGGGGAAGGUGCGGUUUCCAUCUCAUUUCAGUUCUGACCUAAAAGAUCUACUGCGGAACCUGUUGCAGGUUGAUCUGACCAAACGGUUUGGUAAUCUCCGAAACGGUGUCAAUGACAUCAAAAACCAUAAGUGGUUUGCCAACACAGACUGGCUAUCCAUCUACAAAAGAAAGGAGGAGCCUCCUUUUAAACCCAAGUUUAGAGGCCCCGGGGACACCAGUAACUUUGACGAGUAUGAAGAGGAGGCGAUCCGCAUAUCUCUCACAGAGAAAUAUUCGAAGGAAUUUGCUGAUUUCUAGAGAAGGAAAUGAGACAAAGCUGUAAAAUGACUGGAAAACUUGAUACCCGGCUGAAAAGGCAAGGAGGCACUAUUUGGAGGGGAACCCAAACUGUUGUAUUUACUGAAAACUUUUGUGUUAAGUCUGUGCAUUCCACCAGGUGGAGUCCUACCUUGCCUUGACUUCGAAGGGCCUGGCCCUCUUUCCCUUACACAGACUGCGCCUGCAAAUCCUGAGGUUCUCCAGACAGUCACUAUUCCCAAUGACACACUAAACUUCUCUUUUUUGCCGCCUUCCAAUAAGCGUUUGUAUCUCAUUGUGUCUGAAUGUUAUAUAUGUUCUGUGUUUUAAAAGAUAUUUUACUUAUACAUUAAAGACCUUUAGUUUUCUUUUUUAAAACGUAUUUCCGAGUAAAGGGACUACUUUUCCAUAUCUGAUCUGACUGCAGAAUAGCUAAAUUAGGAGCUUGAACUCUUUGCUAACCUGUCUUACUCAUUCCAAGCAACUACAGAGUUGGCAUGCACAGGUGUAAUGUUAACUGUGCACCAUCUCUGCAAUCGAUUCCCUGCACUCACUCAAGUCUGGGAAAUGAUGAGCUUCUGUAUCGUUUUGGGAUCUCGCAUUUAAAUAACACCGAAUUAGAUGGAUGAUGUAGCAAUAUAAUGUUUGCCACAGUACACUUUGGCCCAAUUAUGUGGCUUUCACAUUUCUUCAGUAACCUCAAGGUUGAAGUGUUUGCUUUAUUUUAAGAUUCCUCUGGUGGAGGCAGACAAUCCCAUGGCAAUAUUUCAGCAGAGUAGUGGCGUUCUCCUCAGUGACAUGGCCAAUGUUUACUUUUCUGUCAAUAUCACUGAACGAAUUACCUGGUUAUCACAUUCGUGUUUGUGGAAGCUUGCUUUGGGCAAAUUGGCUGCUAUGUUUAUUACAUUGCAAUAUUACACUUCAAAAUAAAAGUACUUCAUUAGCUGUAAAGCA
Rhincodon typus (whale shark) is the source of this 2591-nucleotide messenger RNA. RefSeq names its product cAMP-dependent protein kinase catalytic subunit alpha-like. Lineage: Eukaryota; Metazoa; Chordata; Chondrichthyes; Orectolobiformes; Rhincodontidae. The record is from RefSeq and is a predicted model, not a curated record. Gene Ontology annotation, cellular component: nucleus; cAMP-dependent protein kinase complex. Gene Ontology annotation, molecular function: ATP binding; cAMP-dependent protein kinase activity. Gene Ontology annotation, biological process: peptidyl-serine phosphorylation. The transcript is spliced from 10 exons. Bases 525 to 1637 code for a protein of 370 amino acids.